UACUUCCAACCUAUGUCAGCCAAUCAUAAGCAUUCACUCUCCUUUGCCGUUUUAUCUUUCCUUUCUUUCUUGGGAUUGCGUAUUGAAACUUAACCUUUUCCUAUGUAACACAACACAACACUCAUCUUACAAACAAGACUUUCUCUCUUCUCACUAUAUCCAAAAAUAUUCUCAGCCUCAGGCAAAAAUGGACACAGCAAAGUUCGAUAACAGAAGGACAACUGGGUCAGUUAAAGUAGCCGUAAAUUUAUAUGGAGAUAAGGCUCUUGAAGGUAGUCCCUCACUAAAGAAACCCCAGAUGGAUUUCUCAGAGAAGUCAUCUUUAGGAGCAAGAGAAGUCCAUAUAGCAAGAAGGGACAUUGGUAGAUACAAAGAGAGCAAGAAGGCUGCUGAGUUAGCAAGAGCUCAAGCGGAAUCUGAGCUCUCUAAUGCAAAGAAGACAGCGAAAGAUCUGUCUGUACUAACUGAUGAGUUGAACACAAAGGCAAAGGCACAGAUGCAAUACGUUGAGAUGCUAAAGAAAUCUGGAAGUUGUGAUGAAAAGGCAUUGGCUGGUAGGAACAUUGAGAGUUAUUAUCAGUAUGAAGAAGUGAUGAGAGAAUUGGAAUUUGUGAAACGGGAAUUGGGUAAGCUUAAGUUUGACAUGGCUUAUGUUUUGGAAGAGAAAUUGAGGAUGGCGAAGCAAGUUAAAGCCUCAAGUUCGAAAAUGUUGUCUUAUCUAAACUCUGUUGAAGCCCUUAAGAAGGAGAUUGGGGGUGCCAAUGAAGAACAAGUGCUUGUUGAGUUGGCACGGAUUGAGGCUUUGAAAGAGUUUGGAGAGAUAGAAGCUCAAAGAGUAAAGGAAGCCAUUGAAUUCUCAGAUGCGAUGGAGAAAACUAAGCAGAAGAUGAAGGAUAUUUUUGAAGAGAUUGACCAAUCGAAAGAGCUUGAAGCCAAAUUGACCUCGACAAUGUCUGAUGUUCAUGUGUUGCAAAAGGAGCUAAAGCUAGUGAAAGAAAGGAAAGCAAAGGUUCAGAGAAAUGAUAGCUUGAGCCGUGGCAGUUUUCAAAAAGGGAAAGAAUUAGGAACUUCACCUUCAUUGCAAUCAAUUACAGAAGAGUUGGAAGCAGCGAAAAAAGAAUUGGCUGUGGUCAGAGAAGAAGGCUUUCAGUUCAUGACCUCCAUGGAUAUUAUAAGAGAUGAACUAAAGCAUGUUACAAAAGAGACAGUUCAGUUGAAGAAAACAGAAGAAAAGACUGAUUUAACCGUUCAGAAUCUCAAUUCGAAGCUUCUCAGAGCCAAGUCCAAGUUGGAAGUUGUAUCUGCAGCUGAGGAAGAGGCUAAAUCAAUUUUGUCUAAUCUAUCCCUCACUCUUGAGCAGCUUAAGACAGAAGCAGAGGCUGCAAAGAAAGAAAAGGAGCUUAAUACAGCAGAAACUGCCACCAUUAAGGUAGACAUUCAAAAAACUGAGUCUGAGAUAGACUUGACUGAGGAAAGAUUACAGGCUGCCAUGGAAAAGCUCGAGGUGGUUAAAUCAUCAGAAUCUUUAGCUCUUGAGAAUUUGAGAACUCUUAUUGAGAAGACCAUGACAGCCAGGGCUUUGGCAACUCAGCAUAGUUCCAAGAUUACCAUUUCAAAGUUUGAAUAUGAGUAUUUAACUGGGCGUGCAGUUCAGGCUGAGGAAAUUGCUGAUAAAAAGGUUGCAGCUGCUGAUGCAUGGACUGAAGCUUUAAAGGCCAGUGAGAAGGAAAUAUUGAUGAAGACAGAAUUAGCUCAGAGAGAAAUCAAAGAGGUAAGGGUGGAGGAAGAACAAGAGUCCUAUAGAGCAAGGAGGUCACUCUCUGCAAAGCGAAUUGUUGAGGGAGAAUUACAAAACCGGAGACAGAAAUGUGAGAAGAAUCCAGAAGCUGAAAACUUGCAACUAGCAUUGCAUAGAAAAUCUAUGAAAAGUAAUGCCAGUUUUACUCCAUCCAGGCGAGCCAAGUUUCAGAAGUCUGCCUCACCAGCAGCUCGAAAGUCUGCCUCACCAGGCACACGGCAUCUUAAUUUGUUCACUAUUAAGAAGAAAAAGAAGGUAAUGCCUAAUCUAGCAAAGCUAAUUAUUGGCAAAAGAAAUGACAAGGAUCUGAGAGCUGCCUGAAGUUUGGUUGAGAUAUCAGCACCUGUAUUCAGUAGAUCACUAGGCAAGUGAGUCCAAUAAAUCAAACAAGGAAAAGAAUAGAAAAAACUGUGACAUACUUUAACAAAUCAGAGCUAAUAGUUCAAGUGAUGACUUCAUAGGGAAGUUCUUGUCUUUAACAUUUCAUACUUUCACUUUGCUUUACCUCAAAGGAAUGAAACUUUUUCUUGAGCGUGAGGGAUCCAUGUGUAAUAAUCAUGGCCUAGUUUGUCUGGCUCUAAUUUAUGUCAUUGUGGGUUGAUCAUUUUGAGGCAAUUUUUAUA
Messenger RNA from Quercus lobata, 2421 nucleotides. RefSeq names its product protein PLASTID MOVEMENT IMPAIRED 2-like. Gene Ontology annotation, cellular component: cytosol. Lineage: Eukaryota; Viridiplantae; Streptophyta; Magnoliopsida; Fagales; Fagaceae. The transcript has 3 exons. Gene Ontology annotation, biological process: chloroplast accumulation movement; chloroplast avoidance movement. The record is from RefSeq and is a predicted model, not a curated record. The coding region runs from base 188 to 2119 and encodes 643 amino acids.